Molecule: messenger RNA, 489 nt
Organism: Durusdinium trenchii
Lineage: Eukaryota; Dinophyceae; Suessiales; Symbiodiniaceae
Source: the annotation of a GenBank genome assembly
AUGACAAUAUCACCCUUCUUCCGGGUGACGAUCACGGGCAAAGAGAACCUGCCUGAUGACGAGGCAUGUGUCUAUGUGGCGAAUCACCAGUCUUUCAUGGACAUCCUGUCAGCAUACCAGUUGUUCAAGCCCUUCAAGUUCAUCUCCAAGGCAUCGAUCCUCAAGUUCCCGUUGAUUGGUUGGGUCAUGAGGACGGCAACUCCCUUUUUGUUUUUUCCCGAGGGCACACGCAGUAGCGAUGGCCGGCUCUUGCCCUUCAAGCGUGGCCCAGUGUCGAUGGCCAAAAGGGCAAAGGUCCCCAUUGUGCCGAUGACCAUCCUGGGCACCGGGCGAAUUAUGCCCAGCAAGAAGGAGUACCUCCUCUACCAGAACAAUGCUGGGGUGAAAAUCAUUGUGCAUCCCAAAGUGCCAGUGCAAGAGGUGGAAGACACGCCAGCAACCUGGGCUGAACUUAGAAUGACAAACACCAGGACCGGUAGGCGAUCAUAG